AUGCAGCGGGGGGCCAACGUGCGCCCGAUAAAAUUGGCGCAGAAGGUGUUCAGCGCCAAGACGGUGUGUCCAACGGCGGCGAGUCAGCUGUACGUGGCCCACGGUCUCCUCGGCAAUUCGAGCAACUGGGCAACCGCCUCGCGCCACCUUGUCGAGCACCCUGCUCUCAAAGACAAGCUCCGUCGCGCGAUCCCGGUGGACAUGCGCAACCACGGCAGCAGUGCGCACAGCAGUGACCACACGAACGCGGCGCUUGCCUCUGAUCUCGAAGCGCUGGUGCUGCGCGAACAGCAGGAGUUGGCCCACACCUUUCGUGACCCGGCCUCGUGUACGACACGGAACGCCAUCCUGAUUGGGCACAGCAUGGGCGGCUUGGCGGUGAUGGGUAUGCUGUUGCGGCGCGCCAACGAGGAUCGUCUGCUGACCUCGUGGGCUGAUCACUGUGACGACGCGGGUUCGGCGCCGUCCUACGGGGCGUGGCCGGCGGAGCACCGUCGUCAGUGCAUCGAUGGAAUGCGUCAUGUGAACGAGUCGUUCGGCUUCGCUUCCUCGCAGCCCAUCGCGGAAGUGCUCUUCAAUAACCGGGGUGCGUCCUCCUCACCAUCAACGGACAGCGGUAAUGCUUCCCGCAUCCCGCUGCUGGGCCGCGUCGCUGGUGCUAUCAUUGUGGACGUGACGCCAACAAUGCGGCUGGGUGAACAGCGCAGCGGCGCUGACAACGUCAAGGAGGCGCUCGAGCGCAUGACGCAGGUGCGACUGGACGAGAUUCACAGCUACAAGGACGCAGCGGCAGAGCUGCUUCGAGUCGGCAUGGCUGAGCAGGAAAUGCGCGAUUUUGUGGCGACGAACAUCGUGCUUGAUUCCAAGGACAAGUCGAAGCCCGCGCAGUGGAGGUGCAAUCUGCCGGUCCUCGCCAGCGACUACGGCAGCUUCCAGCCAUCCAUCACGAGCUGGUUCACAUCGUCGGCAACGACGACGGGGCAAGCGUCCUCGGCUGCCGCGCCGCGGCUGUGCACGCUUCCUGUCAUGUUCGUCUUUGGUGGUCAGUCGCCCUACAACGAGCCGGAUCACCGCCAGCGCAUUUCGCGCUUCUUCUCCAACGCAACGCAGGUGGAGGUGGCCGGCGCAGGUCAUUUUCUGCAUUACGAGAAGCCGAAGGAGUUCACCGACGCCGUGGCGCCGUUCAUCGCGUCCCUCAUCUCACAGCCGUGA
Leishmania mexicana MHOM/GT/2001/U1103 is the source of this 1212-nucleotide messenger RNA. RefSeq lists its product as hypothetical. The record is from RefSeq and is a predicted model, not a curated record. Bases 1 to 1212 code for a protein of 403 amino acids. The transcript has a single exon. NCBI's taxonomy places the organism in Eukaryota, Euglenozoa, Kinetoplastea, Trypanosomatida, Trypanosomatidae.